AUGAGUGACUUAAGUUACAAACUUUCUGGACAACAACUGCUGCGACUGACCUUGGAGGACUUGGCUGUCUGCCUUAUCAACCAUGAUGAUCCAUUCCUGUAUAAUUGUCCAUCAACUUGGAAAAAAUGUCAAGAAGAAAGUUUUGAUGCAGAUCCUGAAAUGAAAGAGUUGAGAAAUAUGGCACAGGCAUCGGAAUCCAAAGCAAAUGGACUGAGGAAUAAGAAAGCUUUGGCUAUGACAGAUGGUAGAGCACAGGCAGAGAGUAUAUCAUACAGACAGAUAAUACCCCAGAUGAGCAUCCCAACUGUCAGUGUUCCACAGGCCGAGACUUGGUUGAGAAAUCACUUUGAGGAACAGGCCCAUACCAGUGUAGCACGUUCUGAUAUUUACAAUUACUAUGUACAGCAUUGUGACCAUCUAUCCUCAGCCCCCUGUAAUCCUGCUAACUUUGGAAAAGUUGUCAAGGCUAUUUUCCCAAAGAUAUGUACAAGACGAAUUGGUGUCCGUGGAAAGUCUAAGUAUCACUACUGUGGGAUUGGACCUAAAGAUGGUGAUGAUGGUCCUUUGGUGUUGGUCAGUACUGGAAAGAAUAAGAAGUGCUUUGCCUAUGAAACUAGAAUGGACAAGAAAGAUAAUCCACAGACAACAACGAAAUCAUCUUUAUAUCAUAGAAGCCUAAAAGCCACAGAUGAAGACAAGAGGGAGCUGCAGGAGUUACUCCAGCCUUACCCUAAUACUUGUGACUAUCCUGGUCUUCCAGUGUCGCUGACAAACAUUAUGGGGGAAUUCCUGGCACUUUACAAGGCUCACUGCGUGGAGAUUCUGGAGCGUAUCUUAGAGGCACAUUUCUAUGAGGUGCGUGAUGUGAUUGUGGAGUUCUGGAGAAGACUGCCACUACCGUUCAUCACAUGUUCCCUGAUGACAUAUCCUGUAGUGAUGGAGGCCAUUGUCGCAUAUGAUCAACUUACUUAUCAAGCUAUUUGUAAAAUCCUGUUGCCAGACCCAGUUCAGCCCACACCUUCAGGACUUGUACAGUUUAUAAAGGACUUCAUUGACAAUCUGGACUUUUGGAUUGUCGAAGGACUCCAUAUGUAUCCAAAGAGACUGCGUGAACAAAAAAUGGAAGCUUGUUGUAAGUUCCAGUCACUGAUGACUCAAAAACUCCAGCUCUCCUGGACUAGUACUGCCAUCAGAUUUGUUUUUCAAAAUCAUGAAUCAGUUGGUCGCCUCCAGCAGGCCCUCCAGGAACUAGACAUAGAGGACAUUACAGCACGCUGUAGCCAUGGCAAUGUAGACGAAGAUACUGUCAGACAACACCUUGGAAGGUUUCAACACCUUUUGAUUAACAACUGCGAUCUCGAGGAUUACAUUGAAUGGAUUGAAACAAUCAUCCUUGACCAUCUCCAUGAUAAUGAGGCUACUGGUACACCUGCAGAAGAGGCAUCAAAACAACUGUUGUUGCGGUGGUCAUAUUUAUCUGGGCAAGUCCUGCUCCAACUAACCCUGGCAGCCAGUCAAACACUAGGUUCAUUCCAUUUACUUGACAUUCUGUUCAAGGAUUAUGCUGUAUAUUAUCUUCACCAUGUCCUGAGCGUGCAGUAG
Ylistrum balloti is the source of this 1602-nucleotide messenger RNA. RefSeq names its product transcription factor RFX4-like. Gene Ontology annotation, molecular function: DNA-binding transcription factor activity, RNA polymerase II-specific; RNA polymerase II cis-regulatory region sequence-specific DNA binding. NCBI's taxonomy places the organism in Eukaryota, Metazoa, Mollusca, Bivalvia, Pectinida, Pectinidae. The coding region runs from base 1 to 1602 and encodes 533 amino acids. The record is from RefSeq and is a predicted model, not a curated record. Gene Ontology annotation, biological process: regulation of transcription by RNA polymerase II. The transcript has 13 exons.